AUGUAUUUUCAGGUUUUAAUAGAAAAAUUGCUAUACACAUGCACGGGAAUCGAAAAAGUUUUCCUCUUAGUACGAGAGUUGAAGGGGCUCUCGCCUGAUCAACGGAUGCAGCAGUUUCUGAAUAACCCGCUCUUUCAAAGACUAAAAGAUGAAAAACCAAAAAUUUUGAACAAACUGAUCCCAGUUAAUGGAAACCUCAGUGCCAAUAACUUGGGCAUCAGCGAAGAAGAUGCAGAGACCUUGAUUGACGAGGUGUCCGUAGUUUUCCAUGCAGCAGCUACCGUCAGGUUCAAUGACAAAAUGAAUGUUCCUAUGAAAGUGAACUUUGGAGGUACCAUGAAAAUGCUGGAGUUGAGUAAAAAGAUGAAAAACUUAGAGAUGUUCGUUCACGUAUCUACAGCGUAUGCGCAUAUAUCGCACUUAAAAGACGGAGUUAGGGAGGUCCUGUACCCCCCACCAGCGACUCUUGACGAGGUCGAGGACUUUAUUACCAAAUAUAAUGACGACGAGGAGAUGACAAACAAGUAUUUAAAUGGCAGAGUGAACACAUACACAUUCGCUAAAGCACUUGCAGAACAUCACGUAGUGAAGAACAAAGAGCACGUCCCAGUGAUCAUAGUCAGACCAGCUGCCGUGACUGCCACGAUAGACGCGCCUACACCAGGCUGGUCAAGUAACUGGCAAGGCGUCCCCAGAGCCUUAUACAAUGUAGCCAUGGGCUACAGUAGGGUCACCCCGGGACGGCAUAUAAACGUUAUUGACUUUAUCCCUGUGGAUUACGUGGUUAACCUCUGUAUCAUCGCGGCGGCUAAAUCUGGAAGAACAAACGACGUACCUGUAUUCAACUGCAGUUCAAGUUCAGUGAACCCGAUAACUUGGAGUAAGGCUUAUAAAUGGUUUACCGAAGAUGUCGUGAGGAGAGGCAAAAGUAAGUAGUAUUUUGAGCACUAGCUUAUCCUCCUGGUUCUACUAUAUAUUUUUCAUGGUAAAAAAGUGUCAUAAAUAUUUGCAUGUUGAAAUUACUACCUCUAUAUAUUCCGUAAGUACCGGUACGACUGUCCUAUUCAUCUACUUAU
This is a messenger RNA of Manduca sexta (tobacco hornworm), 1076 nucleotides long. RefSeq names its product putative fatty acyl-CoA reductase CG5065. Gene Ontology annotation, cellular component: peroxisome. The transcript has 7 exons. The coding region runs from base 1 to 936 and encodes 311 amino acids. The record is from RefSeq and is a predicted model, not a curated record. Gene Ontology annotation, biological process: long-chain fatty-acyl-CoA metabolic process. NCBI's taxonomy places the organism in Eukaryota, Metazoa, Arthropoda, Insecta, Lepidoptera, Sphingidae. Gene Ontology annotation, molecular function: alcohol-forming very long-chain fatty acyl-CoA reductase (NADP+) activity.